AUGAAUACAGAUGAAAAUCCAAGUGGUCCAGCUUCCAAUUUUCAACAGGUACUAGAUAAUCCGAGGGAUGAUACCGAGAAGCCGAAGACUGUCACAAAGAACGCCAAGAGAAACGAGCAAAAAGUGAUCGCAAACAAGAGCAGUUUUGCACAGAUAAAGAAGAAAACGGAUAUACCAAAGAUAUUAACAUCGUCAUUCAAGAGUGCAAGAAUAAGGAGCCGAACGCUUCCGUCUCAAAACGCUUCGGAUGCACUAGACAACAACGCUCCUCAUACGAGGCUGUUUCAGACCGUGGACACCUCUGUCGAUAAUGACAUCGCUUGGAAUACCGAGGAGAGCUACUCAGAUGAUAGUGAGGGAAACAAGAGUCCUGCUUGGGUGUUAACAGAUAUUCUGCACUCAUUUGGAGAGAAAGACCGACCCACCGGAUACCUUGUAAGACGAGCCAACGAGCUUGUCGGCUUACUAGAGACACACGAAUCACUUCGACGUGACCUCGUGCUACAGUCCAUUCUACACAAGAUACAGAAUUUACUCCUACACUCAAAUUCGUCUGUUAUAGCGUGCGGGUUUCGGGUCAUCUGGUGUAUUAUAGACGACUACAAGUCAUUGGCACUGUUUACGCAGUUUAACUUGCAUUAUUUCCUUAUCCAUUCGCUUGCUAAAGAUGGGAAACCAAACGACAUUGAACGCGAAGAGAGUUUGAAACUUGUCAGGAAAUUUGUUGACGUUGAAGAUGGAGUUACGCUACUUAAUCUGGACAUUAUGAAGGCUCUAGUAGCCGUUGCCGAUAAUUCUGAUGAUCCCCUUCGUACAUCGGCUUUAGAGACAAUCUGUGAGGUGUCUGUUCUUGCCCCGGAGAUAACUUUUAAAGCCAACGGAAUUAAAUCGAUGCUUCAAUGCGUUUUAGAUGGGGUGAGCUCUAUGACAGGCACGUGUAUUCUUACUAUUAUCAAAUUGCUAGACUCUCCUGAUGCCAGACGGUAUGUAAUGGACGAAAAAGUGAUCCAGGCGCUUAUUUGCCCCUUCAUGGAUAUUGUUCAUGUCAGGAUAGAGAGACUUCAGGCGUUGGCUUAUGUCAUCGCUUCGCUUCUCAAAUCGUGGCCGGGACUGAUAGCCUUCUCACAGAACGACUUCAUGCCUCUAAGGCAGUUGAUUAGUUGCCUCACGUUCGAUUCUUCACCUGUAAGAGUCGUAUUGAUUCAUAUCUUCUACGAAAUAUUUCAUAUAAAAUCAUUACCAUGGAUAGUGUUGAGAGACAACACUCAGGAGACAGCGACAAGAGGGUCUUCGGCCGUUCUAUUCAUCAGGGAUGCUGCUGUGAAAAUUCACCAGCCAAAGUCUGUCCAGGCUACUAGGAUCCCAGAGAGAGAAGCUCCUUUCAUAAACCACUAUACAUCCCUUCUAUUACAGAUCUGUUUUAAAUGCGGACUAUGGGACAGGUUGACAAGAAUAUUCGAAGAUUCUACAGACAAGAAGUUUACCAAAAAGGUGGUGUUUUUACUUUCCGAAAUGUCAUAUCUACAGACAUUUCUAGUGCCAAAGAAAUUGCAUACUCCGUUAGCUCCGUCAUUUAGAUUGAAUCGAUUACUUGAAAAAGCGAUUCGAAAGCAUCAUAAGACGGGAUUGCUUCCCAGCGAAUUGAGACAGGAAGCCCUAGAACAGGAGAAGUCAGAGAUUGUUCCCAGCUCGGCCUCGAAAGUUUUGGAUGCAAUUGAUGAGUUAAACGAUGAUUCCACAAGUGGACUCACCACUCUGAUCACUCAAGGUAGUGUUCAACUUAGAUUACAAAACAUGUCCUCUGGCAUUGAUAUAAAGGCUUUGGUUUUUAAGACUGGCGUAUUAACUACGAAAGCAUUUGCCAAAUGGGAUUGGCCCCUGAUAAUUCAGCUAAUGAGAGCUCCCCUCAGGAAUAGAAAAAUGUUUGACGAGGUUGUGAGGACCACUAAGUUUUAUAAGCGAUUGCUGUCAUUCUACAGACCUUUCAAGUAUCGUUUCUCGAUGCUUAGAAAAACACCUGGAAACCAAAUCUACGUGAGGGCAGGAUGUGAAAUCUUUAAAAACUUGCUAUCGCAUAAGAAUGGUGUGAAUUAUUUGAGCGAGAACAAACUCCUACCUCAGAUAGCGGAAUGUUUAGCUCAAGUGGAUCCUUAUAGCGGUAUUACUGCUGCUGAUGCACUUUUUUCCAAGGGUAAACUUGAAAAUACGAUUAGCUCGGCGUUCUUUAAAUUCGUGGAAAUUCUAUCAGGAGACCUCAAUGGAAUUCGAAUGAUGGAACAAUGGUGGCUGUUUGACAUGCUCUAUCAUAUUACGGACCGAGCAUCCAAUAGAGAGGAUUUGACAAAACUGAUCAUCAGGAAUUUGAAGUACAACAUUCCAGGACAUUGCCGGAUUAUAUUGAAGAAAGUGGCCAGUACAGGGAAUACAUCAUGCCGACUUUUGGCGACCCGAAUCCUAGGAGAUUUGCUUCAUGAAGGUGGUGUAUAUGAAUCUUACGCAUGCCAUGCUUUGGUGGAUCAGUUUUGCGAUCGUAGCUUACAAGUUUCUGAUGUGGCUGUAGAGGCGCUAACAAAUUAUGCGACAGACAGCAGUACUGUAGAUAGACUCAUUGCAUGCCAACCUUCUUUAGAUCACUUGGGUAACAAGAGUGCGAAGCUGAUCCAGGCGAUUUUUUCCACGUCGUCUGGAUUCGAUUACUUACAGAACCAGUUGAACUUCGUGGAAACAGAGAUGGAGGCAUGGGUGGAUACCAAAAACAAGGUGUAUGUUAGAGAAAUCGAGGCUUUUAUUGCCAAACGGCUUUUCAAUUUCAGAAACACCAGUACUUUAGAAAUGCCUUACCAUUUCUUUGGAGCGUUGGUCAAGACGGUAGAAGGGGUUCGACUUUUGGAAAGUACUGAGACAUUCUCAUCGUUUUCUAACACGAUUCGUAAUUAUGUGUUUAUGAUCAGGAACUCAAAGGAAGUGCAAUUUUACGGUGAAAAUUUGGUCGAUACAGUUGAAAAUACGAUAUUAGAGCUCAAAUCUGUGCUUUGGGCUAUAGGUAACAUCAGUGUAUCAGAAUACGGAAUCAACCUACUAGAAAUGUCAGGAUUGGUGGAAGAUAUACACUGCAUCACUGAGAACUCGGUCAAUUUAUCAUUGAAAGGAAGCUGCUUUUUUAUAAUGGGACUAGUUGCUCAGACAGACCAAGGAUCGGAAAUUUUGGAUGACUUGGGCUGGUAUGCUACUCGGUCUUCUUUAGGAGUGAAUCUGCCCAUCUGUUUACCGCGUGAUUUUGCAGGAUUUUUAGAGAUGGAGAAGAAUGAACUUGUAACGAAGGUGCCGAUAGAGUCGUCCGUGGAGAUUUUUGAUAAGAUUAUGGAGGAAGAUUUUGUUCCCUACAAUUCAGAUGAGAGAGUGAUGGAACAUACAAAUUCGUCAAAUACAAUCUCAGGAGUCCCGGGAUCAUCCACUUACGUUACCACUCAGUAUUCGCGCGAAUACUUAAUGAUGUACAAAGUUUAUGAGAACUUAAAUCUCAUAUUGGUGAAUCAGGCCAAAGCGUACGGGAAUUUGGCAAAGCUCAAAAAGCGGUAUCCGUCGAUAUUCAGUACCGAGCCUACAGUGCUUAAGUUCAUCAUGAGAGUUUUGAAUUUGUACCGGGUGAAGGGAGCUGUACGCAAGCACCUUCUUACAGAAUUAAUCAACUUCAACAAGAUGAUGGAGAUUUUAUUGAGGAGAGAAAGGCGCAAGAUGAAGGAGACCAUUGGUGGAUCAUCACCUCAGUUACCUACAUCAAACCUCACUAUUCCUCCAUUGCCAUUACCUUUGGCGCGAAGCUCGCCGUCUCUAUCACCUACCCCAACAUGGACGAAAUUAUCUCGGAGAACUACUUUGGAUGACGACGGUGGAGUCGAACCCGUGACACUUACGACCAUAAGCCACAGCAAUAAUAAAAACAAACACCAAACGCCAUUUCCUUCGCAGUCGCAGACAAGGUCUCGGUCAUCGACACAGGAUCACACCACUAUAGGUAACAGUGUUUUGUUUACUAGUAUAUACAAAAAUUCGAGACGAGGGGAAGCAACUAUCAGUGACGAAGAUAGCGAAGGAAAGAAGGAAACAGAAGAAGAUCAAGACAGGGAAAAUGACUCUGAUAAAUAA
This is a messenger RNA of Brettanomyces nanus, 4146 nucleotides long. RefSeq lists its product as uncharacterized. The record is from RefSeq and is a predicted model, not a curated record. The transcript has a single exon. Gene Ontology annotation, biological process: TORC2 signaling. Gene Ontology annotation, cellular component: TORC2 complex. Lineage: Eukaryota; Fungi; Ascomycota; Pichiomycetes; Pichiales; Pichiaceae. Bases 1 to 4146 code for a protein of 1381 amino acids.